AAAUGGAAAUCUAAAUAAACACAUUUCAAUUAGUCAUGGUAUGAACAAUGAAGAAUGUCGACAACUUCUAUCUGUCUUGUCUGAUAUUCAUAAUGAAGAUGAAAAAUUUUUAAAGAAUGUAUCAGACAAAUUAGAUCGUCAACCGUUGUUUCUGGCAAAUUCUGCUUCCUACGUAGGUAGAGUAAAAAGUGUAAAUCCGACAUUCACGUGGGAGAAAUAUUUUGAUAAGUUGAAUGAAGGAGAGCGACAGAACAUGGAUGGCUAUUUUCAAAAAAUAAACUCAUCUUACUUAGGAAUGAAAACUGUUAUGUUAGCAGUACAAAAAAAUGCCGAAGAAUCCAUCUUAUUGGAACAUGUUUUUAAACUUUUCUCAAUAAUAUCUUUCGAUCCCUUACCACAAGAUGUUAUAAUACAAUUCAUUAAAAGCAUCGAUCCCCAAAAAUCUGCAGAAGAUAUCUGUCUUCAAUUAAAGCAUUGUUCUUUAUUCUUUCAAACGGAAAACAACGACAUCCGCGUGCACAGCGUUGUACACGAAGCCAUCGUAAAUUAUUCGUCGCAGACCUUUGGCUGCAAACAAAGCGAAAACAAUUCUAAAAAGUCUGCAGCUGAUCUUGCCUGUCAAGUUGCUUGGGCACUAAAUCGUUUUGAAGACAGAGAAGAUGAAAUCAAAAUAAUUCCACAUCUAAUUAAAUUCAUAACAAAUUCAUCAUUUCAACAUUUCCUAAAUAAGUUGAUCGAUGUAAAAUCAUCAAAACAAAAACUUGAUGAAAGAAAUUGGAAAAUUGCAAAAUAUUUUGUGGAUGUUUUAGUAAGAUUUUGCAACUAUAAACUUGCAACUAAAGUGCUUUAUGAAAUAACAGAAAUUCAAACUAAAAUGUUAGGUGUUGAUCAUAUUGAUGUUUCAUAUUCGUACAACGAGCUGGGUGGGUUGCUUUGGAAGAAUGGAGAAUAUGAAAAUGCUAAAGCUUUUCUCGAGCGAGCGAUGAAAAUUCAAGCAAAAACAUUUGGAACUGACCAUGUUAAUAUUGCGGCAACGUACAACAAUCUGGGUUCAGUUUACAAUGAUAUGGGAGAGUACGAAAAAGCAAAAGAUUUUUAUGAACGAGCGAUAGAAAUUGAAACAAAAGCAUUUGGACCUGACCAUGUUAAUAUUGCGACAACUACAAUAAUCUGGGUUUAGUUUACAGAGAUAUGGGAGAGCACGAAAAAGCAAAAGACUUUUACGAACGAGCGAUAGAAAUUGAAACGAAAACAUUUGGACCUGACCAUGUUAAUAUUGCGACAAUGUACAACAGUCUGGGUUCGGUUUACAGAGAUAUGGGAGAGUACAAAAAAGCAAAAGAUUUUUAUGAACGAGAGAUAGAAAUUGAAACGAAAGCAUUUGGACCUGACCAUGUUAAUAUUGCGGCAAUGUACAACAAUCUGGGUUAGGUUUACGAUGAUAUGGGAGAGUACGAAAAGGCAAGAUUUUUAUGAGCGA
Molecule: messenger RNA, 1480 nt
Organism: Xenia sp. Carnegie-2017
Lineage: Eukaryota; Metazoa; Cnidaria; Anthozoa; Malacalcyonacea; Xeniidae
Product: kinesin light chain 1-like
Exons: 2
Coding region: 41-1180 (379 amino acids)
Molecular function (GO): protein binding
Source: RefSeq, a predicted model, not a curated record